Styela clava is the source of this 828-nucleotide messenger RNA. RefSeq lists its product as uncharacterized. NCBI's taxonomy places the organism in Eukaryota, Metazoa, Chordata, Ascidiacea, Stolidobranchia, Styelidae. The record is from RefSeq and is a predicted model, not a curated record.
CUUUAACGGUGGCUGAAAGAUCGUAGUGUGCUACCUUUUGCAUGCGAUUUCUUUUAUCAGAUUUUGCCAAACUCCGUACGAAAGAGUUGGAUGAGCAGAAGAAAAUUGUGGAACAAACUGCUGAGAUCAGUGAGCUGAAGAAAGAUUUGAUUAAAAUUCAAGAAAUAACUAAAAAGUUGGCAGUAGAAUUGAAUGAACAAAAGAAAACAAACGCGGUAAAGAAAGAAUUACAAGGACUUGAUGAGAAUUUGGUAGAAGAACAAAAGGAAACAAGGGAUGGGAUGAAGAAAGAAAAUUGCAAAUUAAAGAUUGGAAAUAUCUGCUAUUUCACUGUCAUAUUUGGGAAAUAUUACGUCAACUACACCGAAGCCAAUGCGAUUUGUAAGAAAAGUAACGCAGAUGUUGGUUUGAUUCGAGACGAAGAAUCCUACAAUGAGAUUAUGAAAUACCUGAUAAAGAAUAUGCCCAAGAGUGAGACGUGGAUUAGAAUAUGGACAGGAAUCCACUUUGAUCCAAUGACUCGUGACGUCACACCUACAAAUUCUUUCAUCAAAUGGUCUCAACAUUAUCCAUUCACUGGAAUCUCUCACAAAACUUCCACAAAUGUUCACCUUUUCGUCAAAUCCAAACUGGAUCUCAGAUAUCAAUUGAUGUUGAAUGGCGCUCCUAGCAGAAAGAUUCAUGGAGUUAUUUGUGAGAUCCUGAUCUUAUAAAAUAUCAGUCUGAUUGCAUUUUGUUCCCAUGUAUCUAUUAUCAAUAAAAUAUAAAUCAUUCAUUCCCUUUCUGAAAAGAAUUUCUACUAAUGGAUAUCCCAUUUGAUUAAAUAAG